AUGUCAACAAUGCCACUUCGCAUGUCCAAACUCACUAGUCCGUUAAAGACGGCAUCCCUAAUCAUCUCACCACGUCUUUAUUACCCAACUCGCAGUCUCACGACCUUGGUAGAUUCUCACUUCAUCUCCCAAAUCACCGCCGCUGAAAAACUAAUCACCAAGCAAGACGAACCCUUGAAAAGCGGCCCCACCGCCCGCGCCCAGAGCCAUGCCGGCGGGGAGGUCACUUCGCAAGUCGUCCACGAUAUCACCAUGGGGGAGCGCACCGUCACCGGCCUCGACUCCCCCGCGCAAGGCGGGUCCACCUCCAUAGCACAGCAGAUUCUCGCGCAGGCCGUAGGAGCCACUGCCGGCGGGACCCAAUCCGCAUCUCGUUCCGGUGUCCUUGAUAGCGAAGCCGUCUCCAAGAUCACGGAGAAGGAGAAGGAUAUCAUAGGUUCUAGUAACCCGGUCAAGAAUGGUCCGACUGCUAAAGCAGAACGGUAUGUUGGAGAGCCCAUAAAUAGUCGGGUACUUCAUGACAUUACGGGGGAGUGAGAAGAAGAUCACGGGCGGAGCACGAAUGAAGGGGGGUCCUACUGCAGCGGCUCAGAGCUCGUUGGGAAGAGUCGAACCUGAAUGGAACCUAGAUGCCUUUCAUGUUGUGUCAAAUGGGGUUUGGUAUGGGCGCUUGGUCGCGAGAACUAC
Aaosphaeria arxii CBS 175.79 is the source of this 687-nucleotide messenger RNA. RefSeq lists its product as uncharacterized. The transcript has a single exon. Bases 1 to 537 code for a protein of 178 amino acids. The record is from RefSeq and is a predicted model, not a curated record. Lineage: Eukaryota; Fungi; Ascomycota; Dothideomycetes; Pleosporales.